Molecule: messenger RNA, 4950 nt
Organism: Verruconis gallopava
Lineage: Eukaryota; Fungi; Ascomycota; Dothideomycetes; Venturiales; Sympoventuriaceae
Exons: 2
Coding region: 246-4901 (1551 amino acids)
Source: RefSeq, a predicted model, not a curated record
UCAGCCAGAGAGUCACCUAAGCUUGUCCGAGACAGCCUUUCUUGCCAGCUGAAGUAAUCGAUCGUUCAUCGUCCUGUCGUUGCACGCGCUUCCACCAAGGCUGAACUGUGUACCCUGCGGCUGACCACGAAAAGAUAGGGUCAAUGGUUUAAUGGGUUCUCUAUGAUUCAUCUAUUAAGUUUAGACGGUCGUAUGUUAGCCGCACACCGCGUGCGCAUCGCAGUUCCAGAACGCAAGCAGCCGUUAUGGCACUACCCAGGCCGCACAAUGGCGGUUCCAACAGGGUGCUUUCCCCAGCGGUAGACUUCACGCAAAGAACGUCCAGCCGGCUGCCAACAAGGACUGCUGUUUCGACGUCGUCAUCCACCCUCGCGACCGCCUCGCCCUCGAAGCUGGUCAAGAAGAGAACUCACGUCAAGCAAGGCGCUGAGGUGCCAAGCGUGAACUCGAAAUCCCCUCCUGUCGACGGUAUUCGUCGACUGGCUGGCCAAGAAUUGCGCAAGGAGCUUGAACAGCCUGCAUCACGUUCUCGGUCGAAACACCCGAGUGCUUCCCGACCAGGAGUCAGUUCUCGUUCAACAUCUCGGGCUCAGAUUUCUGAGCCGGCACGAACUCCUUCUCUAGUCUCAGGUUCAUCAGCCUCCACGACAGACAGCCCAAGAUCACGGCGGCUGAGACGGAAACAUUCGAAUGUCGGCAAGCAGAAUCAACGAGCCUCGCCGGACUCAUUGUCGUCACGGGAAGCCAUGGAUCGCCCUGACCAAGUGUACAAAGAUCCCUAUCCCGACGCUGUUUUGGGGAUCGCCAUGCCACCUGUGUCUCCUCCACAGUCACCCAGGGACUCUUCGGAUGAUAUCAUCAACCUGAAUCGAUAUGUUUUAGCAGCGCCCGGACUAAGCGCGAGCGAUCUACCCCAUCCAACGCCUCUCUAUGCCUUGUCGUCCACUCCCUCCACCGGGUAUUCACCAGGUCCAUUCAGCAUCAGUUCCACCCCGACGUCUAUGUCAUCGGCGUCCCCGACCGUCUUGUCGUCCGCACCAUCUGGAGCAAAACAAGCUAGUCCGAACCGCAGCCGUCCCCUGGUUGCUCGCGCAGUCACUGGAGAGCAGAGAGAGCCCACUGCGACACGUAGUCUCGCACCCGUUCGAGAGUCGUCGUCAUCAUCUACAUCAACCCUUCGUGGUGGAGAAGCCAACCGAUCCAAACCUACCUCCAAGUUCAAACCAUUGCCUGCUACUGCCCCAAGUCCUCCGCCUCAGCUUCCCACUUCGCCCCAUCACAGGAGGGGCAGCUCUGAUACAAAGUCAAUGCGCGAUGAAGCCUCCUCCGUUGCAAAGGAACAAAUCAUGCCUGAAUUCGCCCAUCUUGUUGACUCUUCGCCUCGGAAAAACUCGCACGGUGGCCCAGUCCCUCUUCGUCCAAGCAGAGAUGGAGCACCGGAGUUCAUUUUGCAGGAGAAAUCUGCUGUGGUGCAAAGUAACAUGACAAGCUUGCCAAUUGCAAUGCACAAGCGACAGUCAUCCGCCGAAAGCAAACGCGCCGUAGGAUCACUCUCGAUUGACACCGGCAGAUCACGCUUUGGGCUUCCUAGAGCCAGAACUGUGUCACCAAGUCCCAGUCAUAGCUCAACAAUGUCGCCGAGAACUACGGCUCCAUCUCGAGGCUUUACGCCCGAUGUUUUGAGUGAGAACGAAAGCGUGUCAAAGACGAAACCUUCGCCAUCUCUCAGCUCGAAGUCCUUUUCUCGAUUUGGCUUCUUCUCCAAAAAGAACAAGAAUGAGCAAGGAACUUUGAACGCAUCAAAAGAGAAGAAGGCAAGAAAGGGUCCGGCUGCCGGAACCGGCCACGAGGGGUAUGGACGAUUUGCCUUUGGUGGUCGGAGUGGUAGCACGACGAGCAGCUCUCGUGCUCCUAGCAUCGGUCGAUCCCCUAGCGCCGAUAGUGCCAUUGGGACAGGACCCAUAUACAGUCGCAAGAGCAGCUUUGGAAGCAAGAAUGGAUCGAGUUCCGACUUUGAAGACUUCCUGGCAGAGCGCGAGAAGCCAAUUCCCAUUCGUGGCGGGCAAGUUUCACGACCCGCCGUGGAGAGAAGCCAGUCAGAGGUAUCGCAAACGUCUGAAGAUGCGACACGAGGUGUCCAAUUUGUGGCCCCGUCUUGGAAUUCUUCUGCCAGCUCCCUCGAGCCUCCCAAACGACCGACGCUCUUACCAUCGCCCAUGUCUGACCCUCUGAUUUCAAGCUUAUCUGUGAAGCAUGACACUUCGGCAAAGGCGCAGAAAGAAGGCAAGGGCUCUUCAGCACCCCUAUCGAGCAUCGGCUCCCGGAGAGCCUCUCGGAAAUCCUUUCUGGGUAGCAAAGCACUUGCUACUGUUCAAAGAGCGGGCAUAUAUUCGAACAAUCAAAAUCGGACAGGAAGCCAGUCGUCGGAUUUGAGACAACUCACGGGUAAUGAUUCGGAAGCCGAUCUAGACAAUGUUGGAAACAGUGUCAGCGAGCCUCCUCCGACCGUGAAGCAAUCAAGCAAGCUGAGUUUCUUUCAGCGUUCCAAAUCACCCGGUCGACUGGCCACACCAGCGCCAGGGAGCGAUCAGGCUCACAUACCUCGUCCAUCGACCGGCCAGAGAUACAUUGCCCCAUAUGCUAUGCUCGGAUCAUCAGGGAAAAUAGACGCAUCUGAACUUGAGAAAAUCAUGCAAGAAGCUGAAGGCAGCACGCCAGAAGAUGGUUCAAAUUCAGAAACCGAAAUGAAGCUUCGUGUUCGGAGAGCAGGUAAGGCGGUCCCACGGCAUGGCAACUCUAUACUUCUCCCGGAGCCACCCCGAUUGCAUUCAGCCUACGCUGGCUCGGCAAAAACUGCGUCUCCAAAGGUAGUGCUCAAGCCGGGAGUCAAUCGGCUACCCGAACCUCAGCAGCCGUUGCCCAAAUUACCGACAGAACAUUCGAACCUCUUUACGUCGACGCCUGUCUCUCGUCAGCCACGACCGACCCGCCUGGCUCCAGUCGGUCGUAUACCACGUGUGGUUCCGAACCAUGACCGAGAGCGAAAGCUACCUGAUAACUCCUUCUCGAGACCGUUUCAACCAACCCAGCCUUCUCCUGCAUUCAGGAAUGGCUCAUUUUCCCCCGGCAUGUCGAGUCCUGAGAGUGUGCAAGCAAAUUUUUCGACUCUGUCGGACCUUGCUUUGGCAUCAGCAACGAAAGGGAUCCAGACGCCGUCCGAAAAUCUUGCUUUCAGCCCUCCUUCGGGCUUCAUGUCAUUCCAGCCACGGAAAAACUCCGAGCAGUCAACCAGCUCCAGUAACUCUGCUUUUCUUAACAUCAUGGCAACCACGGCGGUCAUACCUGCUCCCGAUGCGCCAUUUUCUGACGACGAGGUAUGGGACGAGUACAAUGACAUCGACGAGAUGCUUUUGGGUAGCUCUUCGAAGACGCCAAAGACUCCAAAGACGCCCAUGACCGGAUCCUCACUUGGUGCCCCUUUCCACUAUGCCGAUUUCUCUCCAAAAGAUGCUGCGCAUGUUCACAGGCCAUCAACUGCGCCUGCCGAUCAAGCUGCCGAGAGCUCACCAAGCGUACCAAGAGCACCAACGCUAGCCUCUAUUGCUCAGCAAAUACGUAUUCCAUCUAUACACGAUUCGCGUGUUGUAUCCUCGCUCUCAUCCGCCGGCACGCCUCACUCACCAUUCCGAAUGUCUGACUUCGUUGGCAGCUACGGAGAACGAAAUCUGAGCAUCAUCGAUCCCUCCAGCGGACGCCUUAGCACGAGCACGAAUGGAAGAUACAGCCUUCCCGCCACGAUUCGUCCACAAUCGUUGCAGAAAGGUGCAACACCGUCGUCGACAAAGCAUACAACUUCCAGGCCUGCCUCGUCUGGUCGAGAUAGUAGGGCUAUGGAGCGAGCAGAGACAGAAUACAUGGGCUUUGAGAACCUUGCCAACCUGCGCUUUGGAGCUCUCAUGACAAGCAAAUGGCUGUCCUUUGGACGUGUGCUCUUCAGCCCGGCUCAUCUAGAACUGAACACCCGUGUUGAGAAUCGCGUCCUUAUUCUCGACGGCUUGGGCAAAGAUUGGUCGUUUUAUGUCGCUCUCAAUUAUCCAAACGCAUCGGUCUACAACCUCGGAACGGACCCGGCAGAGACUUCGGAGCGCUCCCCAGACACCGCAAGUCCGAUUCAGUCGUUGCCGAACCAUCGGCAUAUCCACCAUCCAUCAUUACGCGACCCAUUCCCGUUUCCAAAGGGCUUCUUUGCCGCAGUCGUGUUCCGCUUCCCUGUUGCCUCGCCUGAGUCGACCUACAAGAGUGCUAUCUUUGAAUGCAAGCGUGUCCUUCGUCCUGGAGGAUACCUUGAGAUCAGCGCGUUAGACAUGGACAUGAUGAACAUGGGCUCACGAGCACGCGCCGCUCUUCGGGGUCUUAAGACUCGAAUUCAGGCAGAGGACUCAAGCAUCAGCCUCAAGCCACUCAGCGAUACUUUCCAGCGCCUGCUUUACCGACGCGGCUUCGAGAACCUCAAUCGAUGCAUCGUUGGCAUUCCGGCGGCUGGACGUAUUCCUGGUUCGCGUGAUGAGAACGGCGAGGAACCUAACAGCGCCAGCGUUGAGAGCAGCAACGGCUCGAGCAGUAAGAAGAUGGAUGAAGACUUGCCAUCUUUCGGUGACCUUUUCUUGUCGCAGGGUCAAGCUGGCGACGAGGGAGUUACAAAGAUGGUCUCCAAAGUCGGCAGAUGGUGGUACUCGCGUUGCUACGAAAGUCUCAUCUUGCCCGAUGGCGACCUAACGAAGAGCAUCUGGAUGGAUGACUCGCUCGUCCGCGAGUGCGAGAAGAACAGCACCAAUCUCAAACUGAUGAUCUGCUACGCGCAGAAACCGGAUUGCCCAGUGCGCAGAACAAUCAGCGUCUAGUUGGCGCGCGCAAACAUCCUCCUCAUUUUCCAGCCAAUUCCCCCCCCCC